This is a messenger RNA of Wasmannia auropunctata (little fire ant), 3417 nucleotides long. Its product is annotated as serine/threonine-protein phosphatase 6 regulatory ankyrin repeat subunit A-like. Gene Ontology annotation, molecular function: protein binding. The record is from RefSeq and is a predicted model, not a curated record. The coding region runs from base 1 to 3417 and encodes 1138 amino acids. NCBI's taxonomy places the organism in Eukaryota, Metazoa, Arthropoda, Insecta, Hymenoptera, Formicidae. The transcript has 10 exons.
AUGAGCAGUAACAGCAAGAAGCCACCGGGAGGCAAGGACGACAAGAAGAAUCCCUCCAGCAAAGAGGACAGCCCGUUGGGCAGCAAGGAAGAUGGUGGUUCAGCUUCGACGGGAAGCAACGGCGGUGCGACCGCGGGAGAGGCAACGCAGCCCGGAAGUAAGCCCAGCUCCGCGGGCGCGACCGCCAGAGAAGGGGCCCAGAGGCUGCUGGGCCUGGCGGCACGCGGGGAAUGGGCCCCCGUGGACCAGCUGCUCAAGUCUCUGGAGAAGACGGUGCAGAGCGCCGGGGAGGAUGGCUUCAUCGUGCCGCUCGCCGGUGUUUUGGACACGACGACGGGGAUGACGCCGUUGAUGUACGCAGUAAAGGACAACCGCAGCGCGCUACUCGAUCGGAUGAUCGAUCUCGGAUCCGACGUGGGAGCCAGAAACAAUGACAAUUACAAUGCCCUCCACAUCGCUGCUAUGUAUUCGAGGGAGGACGUCGUUAAAUUAUUGCUGUCCAAGAGAGGUGUUGAUCCAUACACCACUGGAGGGCCGAGACAACAAACGGCGGUUCACCUGGUGGCAUCGAGACAAACAGGCACGGCGACGUCGAUCCUACGAGCUCUCUUAGGCGCUGCCGGACGAGACAUCAGACUAAAGGUCGACGGUAAAGGAAAGAUACCUCUUCUGCUAGCAGUCGAGGCUGGCAAUCAAUCGAUGAGCCGGGAACUUCUGGCACAGCAAGCGCCAGAUCAGCUUCGCGCCACCACGCCAGCCGGUGAUUCCGCCCUGCAUUUGGCCGCUAGAAGAAGAGACAUCGACAUGGUGCGGAUCCUGGUGGAUUACGGUGCGGUCGUCGACAUGCAAAAUGGCGAUGGACAAACUGCGUUACACAUAGCGAGCGCCGAAGGUGACGAAACCUUAGUGAAAUAUUUUUACGGUGUCAGAGCAUCGGCCUCGAUCACCGAUCACCAAGAUCGUACGCCGAUGCACUUGGCCGCGGAGAACGGCCACGCUACCAUCAUCGAGCUGCUGGCCGAUAAAUUCAAAGCAAGUAUCUUCGAAAGGACGAAAGACGGCUCCACUCUGAUGCACAUAGCAUCGUUAAACGGUCACUCGGAAUGUGCCACUAUGCUCUUCAAGAAGGGCGUCUAUCUGCACAUGCCAAACAAACGUGGUGCCAGGUCCAUUCAUACGGCUGCAGGAUACGGCCAUGUGGGUAUUAUCAGCACUCUGCUGCAACGAGGAGAGAAGGUGGACGCGAUAACUAACGAUAACUAUACGGCACUCCAUAUAGCCGUGGAAAGUGCCAAACCAGCUGUCGUGGAAACCCUUCUGGGAUACGGCGCAGAGGUACAUGUGAGAGGUGGAAAACUUCGGGAGACUCCGCUUCACAUAGCUGCCAGAGUACCCGAUGGCGACAGAUGCGCUUUGAUGUUACUGAAAUCUGGAGCAGGUCCCAAUUUGACAACCGAUGACGGCCAAACGCCCGUGCACGUCGCAGCCAGCCAUGGGAACUUAGCGACACUCCUUUUACUCCUCGACGAUGGCGGAGAUCCGAUGUUCAAAUCAAAAAAUGGAGAAACGCCCUUGCAUUUAGCCUGCAGGGGUUGCAGGGCUGAUGUCGUCCGACACUUGAUAGAAUUCGUAAAAGACAAUAAGGGUCCGGAAGUCGCGACUGCCUAUGUGAACAGUCUGACCAACGAAGGUGCCAGCGCGCUCCAUUACGCGGCCCAAAUCGAACCCUCGGAAGUCGGAGCUCCGGGCGACGAUCGCGCCAUUGUUCGCAUCCUUCUUGAUAGCGGCGCGGACGUCUCAUUGCAGACCAGACAGGCCCAGGAAUCAGCGUUUCAUCACUGCGCACUCGUCGGCAACAACGAGGUUCUGACGGAAAUGAUCAGUCGCAUGUCAGCUACGGAAGUGCAGAAGGCCUUGAACCGGCAAAGCGCCGUGGGUUGGACGCCACUGCUGAUCGCCGCUCAUCGGGGUCACAUGGAACUGGUGACCACUCUCCUCGCUAAUCACGGACGAGUGGACGUGUUCGAUCUCGAGGGUAGAUCCGCUCUUCAUCUAGCCGCUGAGCACGGCUAUCUUCAAGUCUGCGAUGCGUUGUUGGCGAACAAGGCCUUCAUAAACUCUAAGUCGCGCGUGGGAAGGACUGCCCUGCAUUUGGCUGCCAUGAACGGUUACACACAUUUGGUGCGGUUCCUCGUACAAGACCAUGGCGCCGCGAUAGAUGUGCUCACUUUAAGGAAGCAAACACCUCUUCACCUGGCAGCGGGAGCGGGUCAAUUGGAGGUCUGCAAGCUACUAUUGGAACUCGGCGCAAGUAUAGAUGCCACAGAUGACCAAGGACAAAAACCGAUUCACGCUGCGGCCAUGAACAACUACGCCGAAGUGGCGCAACUCUUUUUGCAAAGACACGCUGGUCUGGUGAUGGCCUGCACCAAAGACGGAAAUACCUGCGCCCACAUCGCCGCCAUGCAAGGCAGUGUCCAGGUGAUCGAAGAGCUGAUGAAGUUCGACAGGCAGGGUGUGAUAACCGCUAGGAAUAAGUUGACGGAAGCGACUCCUCUGCAACUGGCGGCGGAAGGUGGACACGCCGAGGUCGUGAAGGCUCUGGUUAGGGCUGGCGCAUCAUGCGCUGACGAAAAUCGCGCGGGCUUUACCGCGGUUCAUCUGGCAGCUCAGCACGGCCACCUCCAGGUACUUGAAGUGAUGAGGUCGACGCAAUCUCUUAGGAUAUCCAGCAAGAAGCUCGGUGUCACCGCGCUUCACGUUGCUGCUUACUUUGGACAAGCCGAUACGGUUAGAGAAUUGCUAACUCACAUACCCGGAACCGUGAAGUCCGAUCCACCAGCCGGAGGAUCUUUGGUAGGAGAAUUAGGAGCUGAAUCUGGCAUGACUCCUCUUCAUCUGGCUGCUUAUUCUGGAAAUGAGAACGUCGUACGACUUCUUCUGAAUUCUGCGGGUGUCCAGGUGGACGCAGCGACAACGGAAAACGGCUGGAACCCUUUGCAUCUAGCUUGCUUCGGUGGUCACAUAACUGUCGUAGGUCUGCUGUUGAGCAGAUCAGCGGAAUUGUUGCAUAGCUCGGAUCGUUACGGUAAGACCGGGCUGCACAUCGCGGCGACACACGGACAUUAUCAGAUGGUGGAGGUCCUCUUGGGUCAGGGAGCGGAAAUAAACGCGACCGACAAGAACGGUUGGACACCGUUGCAUUGUGCGGCACGCGCCGGCCAUCUGGACGUCGUGAAGCUGCUCGUGGACAGCGGCGGAUCUCCGAAAACCGAGACAAAUCUCGGUUGCGCACCGAUCUGGUUUGCUGCAUCCGAGGGUCACAAUGAUGUGCUGAAAUACCUCAUGGAGAAGGAACACGAUACGUAUGCUUUGAUGGAAGAUAGAAGGGUAAGUUAUUCAUUAUCUGAUAUAUAA